This is a messenger RNA of Leptopilina heterotoma, 1624 nucleotides long. RefSeq lists its product as uncharacterized. Lineage: Eukaryota; Metazoa; Arthropoda; Insecta; Hymenoptera; Figitidae. The record is from RefSeq and is a predicted model, not a curated record.
AAGUAAAGAAAAAAUUGGUGUGUAAGAUUAAAAUUGAAGUUUAAAAUCCAAAUGUGCUCGUCGAAGAGGAUUACCUCCUUCUAUUACGAUCUUCGAGAACGAUGAGGUCGAUGAAAAGCGGGAAAUUUCGCAGCAGGAUAAGCGCAAUAAUUUUUGUAUUUCUGAUUUCUAUCGGGACAUUACAUGGUCAGGGUUUUACGUUUAACAAUCAACUGGCAGUUAUUGCAAACGAUUGUUAUACAAGAGUGGCAAUUGGUUCUCGAUUACCGGAAACUAAUACUACUACCGUUCCGGUAACAACUGUUGCUGAUUGUGAAGAUGCUUGUUCAAAUAAUAGGACUAUAUGCAAAGCCAUUAGUUUUGGAAUCGGAGUGAGAGGCAACGCAACAUGUGUCUUAGGUAACGAUGUUCCAAAUUCAAGUAUUCUAUUAUCAGACGAAGACUACGAUGUUUACGUCAGAACCCAGAAGACACCUUUCUGCGAAGCUGAUCGCCUCUUCAGUCUCAGCAGUGGUGGAAGUAUGCAAAUGCCCAACAUCACGACUACAGUCAUGCCGGACAUCAAUUUUAUGAACAAUCCACUUCCGCUGCAACCAAUCGGCAUUUUUCAAUCAACAAGACCCACUGGUUCCCGACGCACCGGAAGUACAAUCAAUCAAAAAUGGUUCCCCACCAACGAUGACGACUUUCGAUCUUACGACAUCGAACGCAACAAGAAUCAAAAAGACUCCCACGAAAAGACUCCCCAACACCAUCAUCAUCAUCACCACCACAACAACAACAACAACAACUAUCAUCAAUACGACAAAAUCAACGAUUCAGACGAAAAAGAACCUGGCUUCUUCGACAAAUUCGACUACGGCUCUCUAUUCGGUCACAAAACCGAAACAAUCCUCGAAUCAUCAAAAGGAACUUCCGAAGAAUCCGGAUUCGGAAAUUUCUACAUCAACAAGAAUCUCUACCCCACCGAUUUAUCCGAUUCUCAAAAACCAGUUGUUCAUCAAACCUACUUGACAAUUUCUGGAAGUAGCAAAACAGGAGGAACCUCAGGAGGAACUAAGGGUUAUGAUUUCGAUAAAUCAUUCUACGCCUCUGACGAGAAUCCACUGACGAAAUCUUAUGGAUUUGUAAUUGAUCAUAAUUUACACAAUACAGGAUAUUCUGGAACGAAUACGGAGGGUUCGAGUCGUCGAACAGGUGUGGAUCUUAAACCAGUUUCAAUUUUCGAAUUGUAUGGCGUGGAUAAGGGGAAAACGUGGAAGGAUAGAUCCAACGAUAACGGAUCAAGGUUUAAAUUAGAUUCAAAUAAUGGUCACAGAAGUCGGGAACCUUCAACACAUACUCAUAGAGUAACAGAAAAUGAUAGCUUCCGACAGAAUGCACGGUCACCAUCAGGCACUUCCGCUUCCAAAAAUCCACCGGAACGAAGUUAUUCUCAUUAUAACUCGGGUGGCAAUGACAGAACACGUGGAAAUAGUGUCCCUAAAACUUGUUAUCGAAAAAUACCAGGGAAAAAGGUCGCUGAAGUUCACAUAAGAAAUACACUAGAAUGCGAGAGAUUGGAAGACUGUCGACAGGAGUGUGAAAUGCAAAAAACUGUUCUCUGCGAGGGUUUCAGUUAUAG